CUGGGCUGAGCAAAAAGUGGGGUUGGGCGGACGGGCGGGACGGCUCCCAGCAACCCGACGGGUCGGCAGAAGCAGAGAGGUGCAAGGAGCAGAAAGCAGCCCGGCUUGGGUCUUUAGCGGAAACUGUGCCAAGAUGCGAAACGUCCAUGGAUUCCUGGAUAAUGAUGUCACUCUGGCAUUUAUCAGAUAUGGAACCAUUAUUGUAGUGAAAAUGAUGCUCAUGAGCACCAUCACAGCUUUCUUCCGAAUGAAGAAAAAGGCAUUUGUUAAUCCUGAAGAUACAGCAUCGUUUGGAAAAGGAGAGAAUGCGAAAAAGUAUCUAAGGACGGAUCCUGAUGUGGAACGUGUACGGAGAAUCCAUCUCAAUGACCUGGAGAACAUUAUUCCAUUUCUUUUUGCUGGGUUCUUCUACUCUUUUAGUGGUGUGUCCCUCUCCACUGCUUUGCUGCACUACCGAAUUUUUCUUGGUUCUAGGAUCUUCCACACCAUUGCUUACCUGGUGCCUCUUCCCCAGCCCGCUAGAGGUUUGGCUUGGAUGGCUGGUUACUUAGUCACCUUUUCAAUGAUGUACAAGAUUAUAAUGAUUGCUUUUACCAUGUCUUAGAAAAGAAAGCUAACACUAUUUUUAGCUUGUUGUACUUUGGGCAGUGCCUUAUCCAGCCAAUAGAAGAGAAUAUAUUUAGCUCUGGGUCGAACUAUGAAGUCCUCAGUGCUUUCUGAACUUGUUUGUUUGUUUGCAAAUGUUACAUCACCCAACUAGGUAACACUUUCAGUGCUAGUGAGUAUGGAGUUUGCUCCCUGUGCUGCUUUUGGUGGGAGUAUGGUUUUCUCCUUGGUGGUUUCUUGAUUUGAGGAACUAUCAAGGACAUAUAAACAUGACAAAUAAAUAAAUCUGCCCGAAUCAAGGAAUUAUCAAAGAGAAAAACAAUGGCCCCACCAAAACUGGCAGGAUAAGCUACUGUAUAUGAAUGGAGAAAACCUCCAACCUCCACACUCACUAGCACUGAUAAUGUUACCUAAUUGAGUAAUGAAACGUCUGCAAGCUCAAUAAGAACCAAGGACUCCACCAUUAAUUCUUCCUCAAAAAACUCCUUCAUAUCUGCCUCCCAACUUUCCAGUGCAUAUUUGUGCCUCCUGGUAUGUUGGAUCUCUCAGCUGCCUUGUAGACCUGACACUUCUGGAACUCUUUUUGCCAUUAUAUGCUAAAACUGGUGUAUGGAGAACCUCUCUUCCAAGGAAAUAUGUCCCUGAUACGUCCUCUUAAUGGAGCAUCCCUCAAUGAUAGUGCAAAUACUUUGUGUCCUAGGCACAACCUCUGUUAGCAUAAAAAGUCACAUAUAAGGCAACGGUUAUAUUCUUUGUCUCCCGUUCCUUCCCCUCACUCAAUAUGUGAGAAAUUCAGUGUGAAUGAUUAAAUCUGAGGCCAUUAUAUACACAAAACAUUGGCCCUGCCACUGAGGUGAUUUCUUUCCACCGUGUCGUCUUUUUUUAAAGUCACUGAAGCUGGUUGCCUCUUUAUCCUCUGUUGUUGUCUUGUCUAACGCUUAUGUUUUCUAUUUUUCAAACAAGAUUGCAAGCCAUGACAUACAUGGAGGCAGUUUUCUUUGAAAGUGUCAAAUGUGGAAGACUGACAAUAAAACAGUGUUCUCUAACUUAGGCCCAUCAUGAUAACUUGGGAUCAUUAUCAAUGGUUCUGGCUUAGUAGUAACAAAAGUUGUAGACCACGUUUAGAGAGCUGCAAACUGGAGAAGAUUAUUACAAAGAAUGGUCACCCUCUUUGCCCUUCCAGUUUACAUCAAUUUGAUGGCUGUUGACAAAAAAAAAAAAAAAAACCCAAGGGCGAGUUGGAUUUCUGGUUUGAUCCACCAAGUCUUUCUUGGAUUUGCUUGCAAAACUUACUUGUUUGUUUCACUGUU
Pantherophis guttatus is the source of this 1916-nucleotide messenger RNA. RefSeq names its product microsomal glutathione S-transferase 1 (gene MGST1). The record is from RefSeq and is a predicted model, not a curated record. Gene Ontology annotation, molecular function: glutathione transferase activity. Gene Ontology annotation, cellular component: mitochondrion; membrane. NCBI's taxonomy places the organism in Eukaryota, Metazoa, Chordata, Lepidosauria, Squamata, Colubridae.